GAGAGAGAGAGAGAGAGAAAGAGAAAGAGAAAGAUAGAAAGGAUCAGAGAGUUUUCUCAAUCGAUGUCAGCUACAGUGUCUGCAGCAACAGUAGCAACAACAACAGCAGCUACAACAUUUAUAAAGUGCGUCACUGUUGGCGAUGGAGCUGUGGGCAAAACUUGUCUUCUUAUCUCUUACACCAGCAACACUUUUCCCACUGAUUAUGUUCCAACAGUGUUCGACAAUUUCAGUGCAAAUGUUGUAGUCGAUGGCCAAACUGUCAGUUUGGGUCUCUGGGAUACUGCUGGUCAGGAAGAUUACAAUAGGCUUAGACCAUUGAGUUACAGAGGAGCUGAUGUUUUCAUUCUUGCCUUCUCUCUUAUUAGCAGGCCUAGCUUUGAGAACAUUGCUAAAAAGUGGGUCCCCGAGCUGCGACAUUAUGCCCCGACCGUGCCUAUUGUUCUCGUUGGAACUAAAUUAGAUCUAAGAGAAGACAAGCAGUUCCCAAUGACUUAUCCAGGUGCUUGCACAAUCUCUACAGAACAAGGUCAAGAACUAAGAAAGGAGAUAGGAGCAUUAGCAUAUAUAGAGUGCAGCUCGAAAACACAACAGAAUGUGAAAGAGGUGUUUGAUGCGGCGAUAAAAGUAGUUUUACAGCCUCCAUCAAAGACUAAGAAACAAAAGAGCAGAUUUGGUUUCUGCCAUGUUCUUUGAUCUCAAUUGCUUCUUUGACUACCUACUCAAAUAUCUGGCGCGGCUUGCUUUCUUUUUUAAAAUCCUUUUUAGUGUGUUGCCAUAUGAACGACACUUUGUGGAUCAAAAUCUGCAGAGUAGUAUGAUUCGCUAUCUUCGUUAUAAGAGUUUGAUAUUAUGGUGAAGAGUGUGUUGUAACAUAUUAGCUAAGUCUCGUCUUUGUAAAAUGUAAAUGAUCAUCAAUGCUUGUCUCUUUGAGUUACAAGCUCAAGAUCAAGACAAAUAUAUAAACCGGUUUUAACCGAUUAAAACUGAA
This is a messenger RNA of Eutrema salsugineum, 991 nucleotides long. Its product is annotated as rac-like GTP-binding protein ARAC9. Gene Ontology annotation, cellular component: cell projection; cytoskeleton; cell cortex. Gene Ontology annotation, molecular function: GTP binding; protein kinase binding; GTPase activity. Bases 64 to 696 code for a protein of 210 amino acids. The transcript has 7 exons. Gene Ontology annotation, biological process: small GTPase-mediated signal transduction; cortical cytoskeleton organization; regulation of actin cytoskeleton organization. The record is from RefSeq and is a predicted model, not a curated record. Lineage: Eukaryota; Viridiplantae; Streptophyta; Magnoliopsida; Brassicales; Brassicaceae.